AUGGGCCAGGACGCGCUCUGGGUCCCUGUGGGGCUGGCCUGCUGCCUGCUACUGCUGCUCCUGGGGGGCUCGGGGGGCCUGGGGAGCCGAGGGACCCCACCAACACCACCAACCCCACAGACCCGGGGGCCCUGGGAAGAGGAACGGAGCUUCAUGGCGGAGAUGGGACCAUGGGGCAGGGUGAGGUACGAAGCCGUGAAGAAGCACUUGGGAGCCGUGGGUGCUCUCUCCAAGCGGUACUGGCAGUAUCUGGCAUGCAAGGUGUGGCAGGAGGGCUGCAAAGAGGAGGAAGGGGCGGAAGAACGAGAGUCUAGUCGCGGGCCAGGCUGGAGCUUGCCUUUGGUGGGCCAGGAUUACCUGGAGAUCCUCUCUGCCUGGUACUGCAGCUUUGGCAAGUGCUGCGAGACAGGAGACUGCAGGAUAGUCAACAAUGUCACAGGGCUAGAAGCAGACCUCAAUGGGCAGCUCCACGGGCAGCAUUUGGCCAAAGAAAUUGUGAUCCGGGCAGUGCGAGGGUUCCUGCGCAGCCGGCGGCCAGAGAGGGCUCUGGUCCUCUCCUUCCAUGGCUGGUCUGGCACAGGCAAGAACUUUGUGGCUCGGAUGGUGGCCAGCCACCUGUUCCAGGGCGGGCUGAAGAGUGACUGCGUCAGGCUGUUCAUCUCCCUCUUCCACUUCCCCCACCAGCAGUAUGUGGACUUGUACAAGGCUCAGCUGAAGAAGCAGAUAAGUGAGACUGUGCAGCUCUGUAAGCAGUCCCUGUUCAUCUUUGAUGAGGCAGAGAAACUUCAUUUUGGCCUCCUGGAUGCCAUCAAGCCCUUCAUGGCUCACUCUGACAAGGAGGUGGAUUACCAGAGAUCCAUCUUCCUCUUCCUCAGCAAUCUCGGCGGCAACACCAUCAAUGAGGUAGCCCUGGACUUCUGGAGAGCUGGUCGGGCACGGGAGGAGAUCUCCAUGGAGUUCCUGGAGCCAUGGCUGAAGCUGGAGCUGCAGGAACCUGAAGGGAACGGUUAUGUCCGCAGCCACCUCCUUGAAGAGAACCUCAUCGACUUCUUCGUGCCCUUCCUGCCCCUGGAGUACCACCACGUGAAGCUCUGCGCACGAGAUGCAUUCCUGGCCCGUGGACUUCCAUACACUGAGGCAGCCCUCGAUGAGGUGGCCAGGAUGAUGGUUUAUGUGCCCAAAGAGGAGAAGCUUUUCUCUGCACAGGGCUGCAAAUCAGUAUCCCAGGGCAUCAAUUACUUCCUUCCAUGA
Molecule: messenger RNA, 1251 nt
Organism: Indicator indicator
Lineage: Eukaryota; Metazoa; Chordata; Aves; Piciformes; Indicatoridae
Gene: TOR3A
Product: torsin family 3 member A
Exons: 6
Coding region: 1-1251 (416 amino acids)
Cellular component (GO): nuclear envelope; endoplasmic reticulum lumen
Molecular function (GO): ATP hydrolysis activity; ATP binding
Source: RefSeq, a predicted model, not a curated record